Triticum dicoccoides is the source of this 2555-nucleotide messenger RNA. Its product is annotated as G-type lectin S-receptor-like serine/threonine-protein kinase At2g19130. The transcript has a single exon. Gene Ontology annotation, molecular function: protein serine/threonine kinase activity; ATP binding. The record is from RefSeq and is a predicted model, not a curated record. The coding region runs from base 1 to 2430 and encodes 809 amino acids. NCBI's taxonomy places the organism in Eukaryota, Viridiplantae, Streptophyta, Magnoliopsida, Poales, Poaceae. Gene Ontology annotation, biological process: recognition of pollen; protein phosphorylation.
AUGUCGUUGAUCAUUGCCACUUUCGCAGCGCUUACUUUGUGCUUCGCCCCUGCUCCGGGUGCAGCGGCGAUCUCCGCGCGGCGUCCGCUGCAGGGCAACGACACGCUGGCCUCGGCGCAGGGCAAGUUCGAGCUCGGCCUGUUCAGCCCCGCUGGCAGCUCCGACGGCAGAUUCUACCUCGGGGUCUGGUACAAGAACAUCCCCGGCCAGACCGUCGUCUGGGUCGGCAACCGCGCGACUCCAUUGUCUGGCGUCGCCUCGGCCGAGCUCCGGGUCUCUGCCGACGAUGGUAACCUCGAGCUCGUCGGUCCCACCUUUGCCUCCGGCUCGCCGGUCAUCGUGUGGUCAUCGAACCUGUCUUCGUCGUCGUCACCGGGCUCGAACAACACGGCGGAGAUCCGCGACAACGGCAACCUGGUCCUUCUGGACGGCAGCAACUCCUCCAACGUGCUGUGGCAGAGCUUCGACCACCCCACGGACACGCUGGUUCCCGACGCGUGGCUCGGGGAGAACAAGCUCACCGGCGAGUACCAGGUGCUGACGUCGUGGCGGAACGCCCAAGACCCUGCGCCGGGAAUGUUCACCGACACGGUGGACCCCAAUGGGACCAGCGAGUUCUUCUACAUGUGGAACCUGUCCCGCACGUACUGGCGCAGCGGCGUCUGGACGGGGCGCUUCUUCGCGACCAUGCCGGAGGCGACGAGGAACGUCCUCUUCAACCAGACGUACGUCGAGACGCCGGCGUACCGGCGCGUCAGCAACGCGCUCUACAACAGCACAACCAUCACGCGCAUGGUGCUCGAACUAACCGGCCAGACAAAGCAGUACAUCUGGGUGCCCGCGACCCAGAACUGGCAACUUUUCUGGGCCGCGCCCACCGUGCAGUGCGACGUGUACGCGCUCUGCGGGGCGUUCGGGGUCUGCGACCUGAGUAGCCAGCCGUCGUGCAGGUGCCCACCCGGGUUCGCUCCGGCGUCGGAGGGGGACUGGACGGUCAGCGACUGGAGCGGUGGGUGCCGCCGGAGCGCGCCGCUCUGGUGCCCAUACAACGGGUCGACGACGGACGGGUUCGUGGUGCUACCGAACGUGAAGCUCCCCGACGACUCGCUCGCCGUGGGCGCUGUCCAGAGCAAAGCAGAGUGCGAGUCUGCCUGCCAAAAGAGCUGCUCUUGCGAGGCCUAUACCUUCUCCACCGGGAGGUGCGCCGUCUGGCACGGAGAGCUCCGAAACCUUCAGCAGCUCUACACGGACUCCGGCGUAUCCCGAUCGGACGUUUAUCUCCGGCUCUCAGCAACAGGAUUGCGAGACCUCCACAACACGGUCAGUAAAGGCGGGAGAUUGUCAUGGCUUGUUCUUGUCAUGACAUUAGUAGGUGUUGCCGCACUGGGUGCGUCGGUAAUACUAGCCUGGAGGAUUCUGCUAACCCGGAGGAGGCGACUGGCAAACCAGAAGGGGUCGUCCUUGACCGUGUACAGCUACGGUGACCUCCAUGCCGCCACCAAUAACUUCUCGGAGAGGCUAGGUGGCGGCGGCUUCGGCUCGGUGUACCGCGGCAUCCUGAAGGAGCAAAAAGGAGGCAAGACGGCCCAAGUCCAAGUGGCAGUGAAGAAGCUGGAAAGUCUUGGUGGGCGGCAGGGCGACAAGCAGUUCCGGACGGAGGUGAGCACGCUGGGGCUCAUCCAGCACGUGAACCUCGUCCGUCUCCUCGGGUUCUGUUCGUCGGGCGACGAGAAGAUGCUCGUGUACGAGUACAUGCCUAGAGGCUCCCUUGAUGGCUACCUCUUUGACGGCGGCGCGUGCCCGAGCUGGCGCGAUCGGUACUGCAUCAUGAUCGGCGUGGCCAGAGGGUUGGCCUACUUGCACCACGGUUGCCAUGAGUGCAUCAUACACUGCGACAUCAAGCCGGAGAACAUCCUGCUAGACGAGGACAUGUCCCCUAGGAUCGCCGAUUUCGGAAUGGCGAAGUUGGUGGGGAGGGACUUUAGCCGCGCGCUGACGACCAUGCGGGGCACCAUCGGGUACCUCGCGCCGGAGUGGAUCUCCGGGCAGCCCAUCAGUGCCAAGGCGGACGUAUACAGCUUUGGGAUGGUGCUCUUCGAGCUCAUCUCCGGACGACGCAACUCUGAGGGGUAUAGCGAGGUGCGGCAUGCGGCGGGGACUGUGCGGCGUGGAUCGUCAACCUUCUUCCCGGUCUGGGCCGCCAGGAAGGUCGUGGAAGGGGAGGUGGGCACCGUGGCUGACCUGCGGCUUCGUGGCGACGUGAUGCCAGAGGAGCUGGAGCGGGUGUGCAAGGUGGCAUGCUGGUGCAUCCAGGACCAGGAGGCGCAGCGCCCAACCAUGGUGCAAGUCGUGCAGGCGCUGGAGGGCACCGUACAUGUCCACACGCCGCCGGUGCCGCGGGCGCUGCAGCACCUUGUCAUGCUCACGUAAUCCGCACGGCGCGCACACAAAUCGUCUCAUAUAUUUCACAUUAUCUAUCGGGUCUGACUAUAUCUUAUCUAGAUGUGAUAUGCUACUUCCCAUCUAAGUAUGACAUCAUCUCAUAUUAACAGAUA